This is a messenger RNA of Glycine soja, 908 nucleotides long. RefSeq lists its product as uncharacterized. The transcript has 2 exons. Bases 178 to 702 code for a protein of 174 amino acids. Lineage: Eukaryota; Viridiplantae; Streptophyta; Magnoliopsida; Fabales; Fabaceae. The record is from RefSeq and is a predicted model, not a curated record.
ACUGAAAAUAAGCAACCCCUCUUCGUGGACAACAGACAAGAAAGUAGAAACACUCCGAAACGAGAGAAACUGAUAACAUAACAUAGUUAUUUCCUGCUUCUUCACCACCGUCUCCUUCUGCUUCUGUCACUGUUCCUUUUCAUUUCUUUUCUUUUCUUCCAAUUUCAUCACCAAGACAUGUCCAUGUCCAUGUCCAUGUCCACACUUCCCUCCUCAACCUUCGCAAACUCCAAUCUCUCCCUCUCUACCUCCUUAUCCUCACAAAAGCUCCCACUUUUUCACACCCUUCAAGCCAAAUCCCUUCCCCUCCCCUUUCCUUAUCUGAGAAUUCAAACCCCACCACCAUACCUUCCCCCACCUCUCUGCAAGUCCCCGGAGGGCGCAGAGGCGGAGGCCGCGCCCCCGGAGGAAGAUGAGUGGCUGCAGAAGCUUCCGGAGAAGUCCAAGCCACUCUACUCCCACAGCCUCCCCUGCAUUGAGGCCUGGCUCCGGAACCUUGGCUUCUGCCAGAACAAUGAGGACAGGGCCCUCUGGGUCGUUCACAAGCCAGAUUGGCAUGCCGAGCUCUUCCUAGACCUUACUGAUCUAUACAUAAGGUAUUUGAAGAGUGGACCUGGGAAUCUUGAAAAAAAUAUGGAGAGGAGGUUUAGUUAUGCUUUAAGCAGAGAAGACAUUGAGAAUGCAGUACUUGGAGGACCAUAGCCAUUUUCCUAUCUAUAUGUCAAAUAUACAACAAUGGCUUAAUUCCUUGUUGGAAAUAGUUAGUCGAUUCAUAUGUUGAAUCUUUAACUUUCAUGUCAGCAUGUCUUGUAAAGAAAGGAUUACAGAAAAUCGUUACCCUUGCCCUUUACAACAUUCAUACUUUUGAGAUUUUCUUCUUGCAUUAACUAUUUUUCUUCUACACUCAA